Molecule: messenger RNA, 1889 nt
Organism: Purpureocillium takamizusanense
Lineage: Eukaryota; Fungi; Ascomycota; Sordariomycetes; Hypocreales; Ophiocordycipitaceae
Exons: 1
Coding region: 280-1782 (500 amino acids)
Biological process (GO): polysaccharide biosynthetic process
Cellular component (GO): membrane
Molecular function (GO): acyltransferase activity, transferring groups other than amino-acyl groups
Source: RefSeq, a predicted model, not a curated record
CGCAUCGACGUCUGUCCACAGUGUACGUACGCCUGGCCCAGAUGCCUGCCCGCCGCCCCCCGGCGUCAUCCCACAUGCGGCCCUUGCCUGUGUGCCGCGGCGCCGCCAGAUCCGUCGUGCACGACGAGCGCGGUAGCUGCGUCUGUGACCCGCAUUGAGUCGCCGCGAUCCGUUGCUCGUCGUCGUCGUCGCCAUCAACAUCACCGUCAUCGCAACAGCAAGCUCGCGAGCCGCGUCGUUGUUCGCGUUGACACCGGCCCCCCCUCGAGGACCCUCGUCAUGCCCUCGGUCUCGUCCGGUCUGCUCGGCGGCGACAAUUGGGACGAGGCAAAGCUCGCCGCCGCCUCGUCCGACUCCGACUCCGACAUUGCUUACCCGGGCCGCCGGCAGGCGUCGUCGUGGAAGUCGAAGCCCGGCCAGAUCCUCAGUCGCCUCAGGCCGUGGCUGCGGCUGUCGUCCCACGGUGCUCAGAACCCAGGCCCGACGGCCUACUUGGAUGGCCUGCGCGGCUUCGCGGCUCUCCUCGUCUACUGGCACCACCACGAGCUCUGGGUGCGCAACCCCUUCAUCUUCGAGAAUGCCUUUGGCUUCGAGGGCAACUUUUACUUUGCCACGCUGCCCGGCGUGCGCACCUUCUUCACCGGCGGCCACUACUCGGUGACCGUCUUCUUCGUCCUCUCGGGCUAUGUCCUCUCCCUCAAGCCGCUGUCCCUCAUCGAAAAGGGCGACUUUGCCGGCCUCAGCGAUCACUUGGCAUCGGCCCUGUUCAGGCGCUUCUUUCGGCUCUACAUGCCGCUCGUCGCCGUCGUCCUCGUCUACGCCACGUCAUGGCAUCUCUUCGGAUACUGGGUCGACACGGGAACCAUUCCGCAGAGCACCUGGUUGGGUGAGAUGUGGGCCUUCUAUCUCGAGUUCAAGAACUUCAGCUUCAUCUUCAAGGAGGGCGGCGAGCCGUGGAUGACGUUUCACCGCCACAUCUGGUCCAUCCCCGUGGAGAUGAGGGGGUCCAUGAUCGUCUUCAGCACGAUACUGGCGCUCUCGCGAUGCACGCGCAAGGCCCGCGUGUGGUGCCUCGUCGGCCUCAUCUUUUACUUUCUGUACAUUGCCGACGGCUCCUAUGGCUCCAUGUUCCUUGCGGGCACCUUGCUGUGCUAUUUUGACAUGCUGUCCAAGGCGGGCCAGCUGCCGGCCGUCUUUGAGCGCCUACGCAGGUACAAGAUGUUCAUCGUCUACCACAUGCUAGCCAUCAGCAUCUACCUAGGCGGCGUGCCGAGCCAUAACAACGACAUGGACCAGUUUGCGAGGAACCGCGGCUGGUACUACCUGUCGCUGCUCAAGCCGCAGGCCGUCUUCGGCUACAAGUGGUUCUACCUCUUCUGGGCGGGGACGCUGCUGGUGGCGGCGGUGCCGCGCAUCAGCUGGCUCAAGGCCUUCUUCGAGACGCGGCUCUGCCAGUACCUGGGCCGCAUCUCGUACGCGCUGUACCUGGUCCACGGCCCGGUGCUGUGGACCAUUGGUAACAGGCUGUACAUGAUGGUCGGUUGGCAGACGGAGAAGCAGCUCGAGGCGAUUCCGCAGUGGGGGAACUGGUGGUCGCUGCCGCAGAUCGGGCCGACGGGGCUCGAGCCGGCGUUCCUGGUGCCGCAGCUGCUGCUGAUGCCGCUCACGCUGUGCCUGGCCGACUUCGUGACGAGGUCCAUCGACAAGCCGAGCGUGCGGUUCGCGAGCUGGCUGUACAGGUCGACGCUGCCUGAGGCGCCAGGGAAGCACAACCGGGCCUGAGCUGGAACAUGGAUAUGUGAUACAUGACAUAUAUGGGUAGAGCAUUUAGCGUUUUUCGGUAUUAUUAGAAAAAGGCAUUUACUAGUACUUGAAAGCAUUUACAGCAC